Molecule: messenger RNA, 2478 nt
Organism: Fonticula alba
Lineage: Eukaryota; Rotosphaerida; Fonticulaceae
Exons: 1
Coding region: 28-2373 (781 amino acids)
Source: RefSeq, a predicted model, not a curated record
ACACACACACACACGCACACGCAAACAAUGAAAGUUCUCGUCGCCUCCGAUCUCCGAGGGUGUACUCGACGGCUGGUCGCCCUGCAAAAGUAUCUCCACACCGGCAAGGGAGCCGAUGUCGACAUCCUGGUCCUCAAUGGGUCGCUCUUCCCCCCGACGGUGGAGGCCUGCCAGGCCUCGACGACCUUUCUCUUCCCGGGAUCGCGCGACGCGGCCAACGCGUCCGGCAGCGAUGCCGAGGACGCCGAGCAGUAUGACCCGGCCGAGUGGGAGAUGCUUGGCGAUCCUGCCGGGGGCAGCUUCUUCAUCCGACCGCGGCGAUCGACCGACGCGGCAUCCCCCGCGGCCUCUCCCUCGCCAAUCUCCCCGGCCUCGGGUGCCGCCCUUCCCAAGCCCGAGUCCGACCGUCGGGUGGUGAUUGAUGCUGCGGCCGAGGCCGCCCUGGCCAUGGCCGACAUCAUGUCGCUGAGCACGGCGCCGGCCAGCAUCAGCGCCGCUGCCGGAGACGCCGAUGAUGCCGCUGACGCCGCUGACGCCGCUGACGCCGACCGCGGCGAUGGCGCCAGCGACAGCAGCGACGACACCCGCGAGCCGGCGGACUCCCCCUCGACCGAUGACUUUGCCCGGCAGCUGGCUGCAUCCGGCCCGGGGGAUGCCCUGUCGCCCGGUGGUCGCCUUGGCCGAGCCCAGCUCCUGUGGUUUGUGACGGUCUUCGCGCAACUGCUCCGCCGGUGGGCCCGGCUGUCGGUGCUCCUCUCGCCCGGGGGCUUCGGCGAUCACCCGGCCGCGGUGCGUCUGGCCACGCGCUAUACACAUGCCCUGGUGUCCCUGGACCAUGUUCACUGGCUCGGCCUCGGGGGAUAUGCCGAGCUGCUGCAAAUGACCGGCCGCCGGACUCCGGUAGUUUGGCAGUCGGAGCGCCUGCUGUCUGUGCUGGAGGGCGACUGUGUGGCGGUGGGGCUGCCGUCCGGCGGCGGCGCGCGCGAUGCCUGUGACACGGCCAUCCAGCAGCACCUGGCCCGGGGGACUCUGUUUGCCCGGCCGCCGGGGCUCGGCGAGGAGGACGGCCCUGGCCCCGCCGGGCCUGGCGACGAUGCCGGGCCUCGGGCCGGGUCUGGCCGCCCAGGCAAGGGGUCCACCAAGCGUGGUGCCCGGCGUGGCCGGUCCCCCUCGCCGGAGCCCGAGCCGGAGCCCGCGCCGGGAGGUCGUGGUGGGCGGUCCGCUGGCAAGGCGGGCAAGGCGGGCAAGGCCGCCACCAAGCGGGGCGGCCGCCGCGGGCGAUCUCCCUCACCGGAGCCCAGUCCCCCGGGCCCGGGGGCCAGUGCCCCGAGCACCUCCGCGAACUCCAAGUCCCCGCUGGCGGUCAGCAGGGACCCGGAGCAGCAGCGGGAUCUGCUGGACCUGGCUUAUCGCCGGCAGGCGUACUUCGCCGAGCGCGUCGGGGCCCCGGUUUCGGGGCUGGUCCGGGCCUGGCGGGCCACGCACCAGCACCGGGACUGGGUAUUUGGCCGGGGGAAGGCCGGGCGUUCGCGUGGCAAGGCUCCAACCGUGACCGAGCGCCUGGUCAUCGUGGCAUACCCUGGUCGAUUGCCUGGGGCCCCGGUCUCGGGGGAGGCCCAGGCGUCGGGCAGUCAGCUCACCUUCGCCGACUGGGAGCGGCCGGAUUUGCGGCAGGGCGUGGCCGCCGGUGGCGCCGAGCCGGCGGGCCCUUGCGAUCGGUAUCUCGGUGCGGCGGAGACCCUGGCCGAUGCCGGGAGCCCGGCCAGCCGGGUGGAGGUGGCGUAUGCCGGUGCCAAGCAGGCCCUCUCGGCGGCCAUGGCCGCCGGAUCGCCGGCCUUCGAGCGGACGACCGUCACCGGGGGGGCCACUUGCCCCCGGCCGGGGGAUACCCUGCCGGCGGAGUUCCUCCGGACCCUGGCCAUUGCCCCGCCGGAUGUCGGUCCAGGGCAGCAGCUGUGGGUCUUGUCCGGAGGGGCCUCGCCCGGCCGGCAGGUGGCCGCGGCCAUUCGGAACUUCCGACCCCUUGCCACUGUCAUAGGUGGCAGCCUGCCAGCGGCGGGAGGGUGCCCGGGGGAAGUGGCCGAUGCUCCGGCCGGGUCCGCGGGCCAGCCCCCCCCGGGGGCGCCUCAUUUUGUGCCCCCGCCAGUCCUGGCCAAGUGGGAGGACGAUGCGUCGGGCUCCGACACCGAGGAUGCCCUCCUCGCCGGGGACUUCACCGCACUUUGGAUCAACUGUCGGAAUCCCCAGUCGGCGCGACCGGUCAAGAUUGAUCUUGCCCUGGCGGCUGAGUAUCUGGCCCCCGGCCCGGUGGCCCAGAUGGACGCCGGGCUUGGUGACAGCGAGUCCGGCGGUGAGGACCAUUCCCCGGAGUAGUGUGUGCCCCUUCCGGUCGCUGGAUGCAACAGCCCGGGACGUCCCUCGGGGGGUGCAUCCCCCCGGUGAUCGUAAUGGACAGAUGCCUCUUUCGGGUGAUGGACA